AUGCUCAAGUCUAUUGUAUCCUGCGUCCUGGCCGUCGCGGCUUUGGCCUCAGCUGAGCCUAUCCCCCGUGACCUUGAGUCGCGUGCCGAUUCAACCUCGAGUGGUAACGCAAACUUUGACCGACUGCCAGCUCAAGACCACCCCGUGUACCCCAUUGGCUACUAUGGAGGUCUCUACUGGACUGGCAUCUACGCCGUAAACGCCAGCGACACCAGCGAGGGACUCAUCCCCAAGUCCCUCCCCAACAUUGCCUCGUUCGGCUCCGUGACGGCCGACCUGCCCAUCAUCUCGAGCGUCUUCCAGGGCACCAAGGUCAACAGCUUCCAGCUCAGCUCGCUGUACUUUGGGUGCACGGACGAGGCCGGCCGCGUGCCGGUCGCGUGCAAGGUCUCGGUCUACACCUAUGACAAGCUGCUCAACCAGCUCUCGUACUCGCCAUUUUACUUUGCCCCCCAGAGCAACAGCACCUCCAAGCUCGUCUUUGCCGAUUUGAGCGCCACCCCGGCCGGCGUCAGCUAUGCCCGCUUCGUCGUCAAAUUUGUCGUGGGCUACCGGGGACUCGCGUCCAUUGAUAAUGUCAAGUACUCCAUUACUACCAAUGGUACCACUGAUGCCAAACUUCUCGUCGCGUCGUGA
Molecule: messenger RNA, 636 nt
Organism: Pestalotiopsis fici W106-1
Lineage: Eukaryota; Fungi; Ascomycota; Sordariomycetes; Amphisphaeriales; Sporocadaceae
Exons: 2
Coding region: 1-636 (211 amino acids)
Source: RefSeq, a predicted model, not a curated record